AUGCUUUGGGGUGAAAGUGCAUCAAGUGAAAUAAAACAGUUUGAUAUAGCUCUUUGGAUCAAACAAGCAGAAAAGAUCUUGGAUGAUGAUUUUAGUCAAAAUGAGAAGGAGACAUAUGUUGACAUUGAAUGGAAAUGGCAAAAACUCUUGAAUGAGAAAUUUGCUGUCAAUUCAACUGAAAUUUCACCUAAUUUCAAUGAACGUGAAGACAAACUUGAUACAACCAGUCUACCGGAUAAGUUUGUACCAGCAGUUCAGGGAAUUAAGGUUGCCAUCACUCAUAAACUUCAUAUACUUGCCAAUAAAACAAAAAAAGAACUUGACGAUGUUAAGGUUGUUGGCGAGACAGUCAAAGAAGAAUGGUACAAAAAUAAAGAUUUUUUAUUUGAUUGUGGUGAAGAUCGUAUUACCACUGUUCAUAUUGAUGUUCCGUAA
Molecule: messenger RNA, 435 nt
Organism: Entrophospora sp. SA101
Lineage: Eukaryota; Fungi; Glomeromycota; Glomeromycetes; Entrophosporales; Entrophosporaceae
Source: the annotation of a GenBank genome assembly